GCUGUAGCGGCAUUUUCACUGUAAUAGAACUAAAAGUCACCCCUAUCUUACUUAAAUUAAAUGAGGAAGCCUUUAUUGUUGACAGCAUUAUCAAGUUAUUCCAUCCAGGUGGAUAUGUGCGAGACGUGAGGUGAUGUAAAUGAAAUCCGAUUAUAUUCUCAAUUUCUUCGUCCAAUUUAUGUAGUCAAACACGUGGUCGACGCGAUGAUGAGUCAGAAAAUGUAUAAGCGACUGCUUGGCUCUGGUGAAGGUCAGCAGAUCUUUGAAGGGGUAGAGGGGUAAGGUAAUGAUCCCAUUGGACGAAAUUUCUGCCGGACCCCAACCCCAUUCCCAUUCAGUUGGUCCAUGCAUUUCAUACUGAGCAGUUGUCUCAUGUCUCCUCGUGGUGAACAUUUUUGAUGUCUUGAGUGACGAUGGCGGAAACAAACGAAAAACGCCGAGUGGUCGAAGUCACGGUGGUUCGUGGCACCCGGAUUAAUAGUCUUCGUUACAACACCGCAUGUGGCUACAUAUUCUAUAAAAAGGAACAAAGAGGGAAUGUCCUCAGAUUAGAGUGUUAUAAACGUAAACUGGGCUGCCCAUGUACAAUCGCAUCGCGUGACGGCAUAUACGUGCAAACCGGUGAACACAACCACGAUACCGAAAUCAUGGAACAGAGACGAGCGGCAAUGAUACGUGAGUGUGAAAUUAUAGCCGGUGAUCCCCGAAUGGGUCGAUUGGGACCUAAAGCAAUCGUGGCUGAAGCUCAAAGUAGGCAUCCGAAAGCUAAAAUUGUGUUGAAUUCGGCGGUGGAAAGAAGAAUCCAACGAGCGCGUGAGCAUGCUGCUCGUCGUUCACCUGAGCGCCCUCGAACUCCUGAAACACCUCCAGUACAGCCACAAACUCUGGAAACACCUCCACUACAGGCAGAAUAUCCGCAAGCACAUCCGAGGUGGCAAGAAACUUCUCCUAUGCGCGAGGCGACUCCUAUUCCAUUCCGGACUGCCAUUGAACAUCCGGAAGCCAUUUUUGGAAAACGAAUGAUGGUCGCUCACCAUGCUGAUGAAGGAAAUAACUCAGACGAACGUGUUGGACGGGAAGUUGAUCUCUUAAUUGAGGAAAUUAACAGCCAUGUAAAAAGGGCUUCAGCCAGGAACCCAUCCCCUAAAAAAGAAUUGGAACACCUACACCAAAUUAUUGCAACACCAACAGAUGGUGAAACGUUUCAUUAAUUCAGUGUAAUUUGUUUAUUUAUCAUAGUGAUUUUAUGUGAUACCAAGCCAGAAAGAAGCCAUCUUAGAUAUAGAGGAUUCGAGAGGAUUGAAAUAUAAAUACAGGGGACAUGUUGAACUAGAAAACUGUCUCUAUCUCAACUUUAAUUGGAAGGUCUCAUUAACUCAGAUAUUUUAUUAUGCAAUGCAAAAUUUGUCCACUAUGUAAUGUGUACUUGUGUAUGAUUCAGAUUUAUAAAUUAAACUAGAUUUUGUAAACCAAA
Molecule: messenger RNA, 1474 nt
Organism: Daphnia pulex (common water flea)
Lineage: Eukaryota; Metazoa; Arthropoda; Branchiopoda; Diplostraca; Daphniidae
Exons: 2
Coding region: 414-1211 (265 amino acids)
Source: RefSeq, a predicted model, not a curated record